GAGGGUGAGAAGGGCCGGCUGCCGGAGCUGGGUUGCGAUCUUCCCGGAGCCGGAGACCCUCCCUUGAAACCGGCACUGGGACUUCUCGAUCUCUGGAGGCACCUGUUGCAAGUGACAGCGCUCGGCCGUCGAGCGGGGUCGCUAACCCGCACUCUCUUCGGACCUACGACAUCGCGGCUUCUCUGGCGUUGGCCAGUCAGCCACAGAGACUGAGUCGCCCUGUGUUGCCCAGGCUGGUCUUGAACUCCUAGGCUCAAGAGAUCCUCCUGCCUCAGCCUCCCAAAGUGCUGGGAUUACAGGCAACUCUGGUAGCUCUCCUUGUCUGGUUGUUUUGAAGAAAGAAGAGUAGAAGAAAAAGUUGAGUAAAUCAUGUCGGAGUUACUGGACCUUUCUUUUCUGUCUGAGGAGGAAAAGGAUUUGAUUCUCAGUGUUCUACAGCGAGAUGAAGAGGUCCGGAAAGCAGAUGAGAAAAGGAUUAGGCGACUAAAGAAUGAGUUACUGGAGAUAAAAAGGAAAGGGGCCAAGAGGGGCAGCCAACACUACAGUGAUCGGACCUGUGCCCGGUGCCAGGAGAGCCUGGGCCGUUUGAGUCCCAAAACCAAUACUUGUCGGGGUUGUAAUCACCUGGUGUGUCGGGACUGCCGCAUACAGGAAAGCAAUGGUACCUGGAGGUGCAAGGUGUGCGCCAAGGAAAUAGAGUUGAAGAAAGCAACUGGGGACUGGUUUUAUGACCAGAAAGUGAAUCGCUUUGCUUACCGCACAGGUAGUGAGAUAAUCAGGAUGUCCCUGCGCCACAAACCUGCAGUGAGUAAAAGAGAGACAGUGGGACAGUCCCUCCUUCAUCAGACACAGAUGGGUGACAUCUGGCCAGGAAGAAAGAUCAUUCAGGAGCGGCAGAAGGAGCCCAGUGUGCUAUUUGAAGUGCCAAAGCUGAAAAGUGGAAAGAGUGCAUUGGAAGCUGAGAGUGAGAGUCUGGAUAGCUUCACAGCUGACUCGGAUAGCACCUCCAGGAGAGACUCUCUGGAUAAAUCUGGCCUCUUUCCAGAAUGGAAGAAGAUGUCUGCUCCCAAAUCUCAAGUAGAAAAGGAAACUCAGCCUGGAGGUCAAAAUGUGGUAUUUGUGGAUGAGGGUGAGAUGAUAUUUAAGAAGAACACCAGAAAAAUCCUCAGGCCUUCAGAGUACACUAAAUCUGUGAUAGAUCUUCGCCCAGAAGAUGUGGUACAUGAAAGUGGCUCCUUGGGAGACAGAAGCAAAUCCGUCCCAGGCCUCAAUGUGGAUAUGGAAGAGGAAGAAGAAGAAGAAGACAUUGACCACCUAGUGAAGUUACAUCGCCAGAAGCUAGCCAGAAGCAGCAUGCAAAGUGGCUCCUCCAUGAGUACGAUCGGCAGCAUGAUGAGCAUCUACAGUGAAGCUGGUGAUUUCGGGAACAUCUUUGUGACUGGCAGGAUUGCCUUUUCCCUGAAGUAUGAGCAGCAAACCCAGAGUCUGGUUGUCCAUGUGAAGGAGUGCCAUCAGCUGGCCUAUGCUGAUGAAGCCAAGAAGCGCUCUAACCCAUAUGUGAAGACUUACCUUCUGCCUGACAAGUCCCGCCAAGGAAAAAGAAAAACCAGCAUCAAGCGGGACACUAUUAAUCCACUAUAUGAUGAGACGCUGAGGUAUGAGAUCCCAGAAUCUCUCCUGGCCCAGAGGACCCUGCAGUUCUCAGUUUGGCAUCAUGGUCGUUUUGGCAGAAACACUUUCCUUGGAGAGGCAGAGAUCCAGAUGGAUUCCUGGAAGCUUGAUAAGAAACUGGAUCAUUGCCUCCCUUUACAUGGAAAGAUCAGUGCUGAGUCCCCGACUGGCUUGCCAUCACACAAAGGCGAGUUGGUGGUUUCAUUGAAAUACAUCCCAGCCUCCAAAACCCCUGUUGGAGGUGACCGGAAAAAGAGUAAAGGUGGGGAAGGGGGAGAGCUCCAGGUGUGGAUCAAAGAAGCCAAGAACUUGACGGCUGCCAAAGCAGGAGGGACUUCAGACAGCUUUGUCAAGGGAUACCUCCUUCCCAUGAGGAACAAGGCCAGUAAACGUAAAACUCCUGUGAUGAAGAAGACCCUGAAUCCUCACUACAACCAUACAUUUGUCUACAAUGGUGUGAGGCUGGAAGAUCUACAGCAUAUGUGCCUGGAACUGACUGUGUGGGACCGGGAGCCCCUGGCCAGCAAUGACUUCCUGGGAGGGGUCAGGCUGGGUGUUGGCACUGUUAACAUUCAGCCAAUACUUAUUGAGUGCCUACUAUGUGCCAGGACUAGGGGAAGGCUGAGCUCAUGCACUGAUAUGUGCACAGAUAAAUGUGACCCUGAUUGCCAGGAACUUCAUAAUCUUCCCACCAAAAAAAUCUACAAACCUACCUAUAUGGAUCAGUAAUGGGGAAGUGGUGGACUGGAUGGACUCGACUGGGGAAGAAGUGAGCCUGUGGCAGAAGAUGCGACAGUACCCAGGGUCUUGGGCAGAAGGGACUCUGCAGCUCCGUUCCUCAAUGGCCAAGCAGAAGCUGGGUUUAUGAGUCCCUGUCCUCUUCUGCAGGUCCAGCCCUGGCGAGGGCAGGUCAGAGGAAGUGAAGAAAUCAAGAGCAAAGAUUUAUAAUUUAAUGUGUAUGUGUGUAUGUGUGUAUGUGUGUGUGUGUGUGUGUGUGUGUAUGUGUACAAACAUGUAUUUUCUGCAAAUCUCAUUAUGCUGGCUAGAGUGAUGCAGACUUGUUCUUCUUUUUAAAGCAGUCUCAAGAAUAAGCAUUUCUUUAAAAUGUUUCUGUGUAUAAUCUAGUUUAUUUUCAGAGUCCAUUUUUUCUUAUGUCUUUAUAAGGUUCACUUAACUUAAAAACAGCUUUUAAAACAACUUUUUAUCUUCUGUCUUGCUAUCAUUGUUCCUACUUCCCUAGGAAGCCCUGGCUACCUUUCGCAUUAGGACCAGUCUGGGUUUUAAGGCUCUGGGAAGCAGGGUUGGUUAGUAAAGACAGGAAUGUUGGGGAGAGGUGAGUAGUUCCUUCCUCUUUCUCCUCUCCAAUUUAUGCUUUUAACUUAUUUUCUACCUGGAUAAACUUCUGGAACUUGGCUUUUAAAUUUAACUUUUCUAGUUUUUAAGCAGUUUCCACCUUGCUUUGGUCUAAUGCUUUUCUUUGAAAUGCUAACAGAAUUCCCAAGCUUUUUCCAGUUCUAGAUAUCUUUACUAGACCUUUGGGGGACUCUUAUAAUGGAGCUGCUUUUGAAAAGCACUUUAAUUAGAUAAUGUAUUUUGACUAAAUCACGAGGAUGCCCAGUGAGAGCUUCUAGCUGAUCUCAGAGGACCAGAGUGACUGAGGGUAAAGUGUCUCACAGCCCAUGCUGAAUUUUCUGCAUUUUAAACUGAUACUGCAGUCAUUGGAGAGAGAGCUCCUCAUUUCUCGAAUGAAAGAUGAGAUAUAUUCAUCCUCAUGUACCACAUCUGUCUUAGUGUUUGCGUCUGGGGUGUGUUAUCAAACAGAGCAUGGUCUACAUCCCACUGUGUCAACCAGAAGAGCCAAGUGUUAUCUCAAUUGGCCCAGUGUUUCUCCAGGCUGGGGACUGUUAAGGGCUCUAAGGGAAUGUAGACAGAGUCUCCCUGUUAUUCUGACUUCCUGCUUGAUGAGCUUUCAGUUCCUGUUUUUGCUAUUGUUUCCUAAAUUUGACCUACAUAUUACAUGGGUGUAGUGUGUUGAGGCUUUUCAAAGAAGGGUCUAGUGAGCUAAGUUUCAUCUUCUGGUACUCAUUGAUCAAACUGACCUUUCUAUUCUCAUAAGCGUUUCUACCCAAAGUUGUGUGUGGAAGGAGUGUAUAGCAGAGAGGAAAUCCCUUUCAACAGAGUCAGCUGCUAACUGAUUUCCUAUAAGCACACUGGAUUAAGGGCAGCCACAGUGGUUUCUACUGUAUGUAUGAACCGAAUGGAGGAAUGUUUUCAAAGAUUGAUUUGGUGUGGAUUGCAAUUGUAAUGGAAGGCAUAACUUGGGAUCCCGGGCUGUAACUUGCUCUUUUGUUUCCCACCCCCCUGACAUGUAUGUGUGCUUUAAUAAAGCUUUCUCACUUGUCAAA
Molecule: messenger RNA, 4076 nt
Organism: Homo sapiens (human)
Lineage: Eukaryota; Metazoa; Chordata; Mammalia; Primates; Hominidae
Gene: SYTL4
Product: synaptotagmin like 4
Exons: 20
Coding region: 370-2400 (676 amino acids)
Biological process (GO): intracellular protein transport
Cellular component (GO): membrane; plasma membrane; transport vesicle membrane
Molecular function (GO): phospholipid binding; small GTPase binding; neurexin family protein binding
Source: RefSeq, a predicted model, not a curated record